Fusarium redolens is the source of this 168-nucleotide messenger RNA. RefSeq lists its product as uncharacterized. Bases 1 to 168 code for a protein of 55 amino acids. The transcript has 2 exons. Lineage: Eukaryota; Fungi; Ascomycota; Sordariomycetes; Hypocreales; Nectriaceae. Gene Ontology annotation, cellular component: mitochondrion. Gene Ontology annotation, biological process: translation. The record is from RefSeq and is a predicted model, not a curated record.
AUGGCAAAGAAGGCCAAGGCUCGCCUGGUGCAUGCGCGCCUCGUCUCCAUGGCCAUGACUGGCUUCUUCUAUACCUUCAAGCGUCCCAGAACCGCACCCAUGAUGAGCAUGUUAAAAUACGAUCCCAUCGGUACGGCAUCAUACACCGAAAACACCUGGAUCCAUUAG